GCGCUGGGUGCGCGCACGCAGCCUCCUCAUCCCUUCGCGGUUAUCGGUGAACGGCUUCCAAAAAACUAUGCGUUUGUCGCUUGCAUAUUGACUCGGCUCCUUGUGCUUACUUUGUUCACGAUCAGAGUUCCGUUAACGGGAGGUUCAGUCAUAAGAACUUUGAACUGCAUUACCAACAGGCUUGUCUAGUUGUAAAUUAGAACGGCUGUGUAGAGAUAAAACAGAAAUAUGACAGCGAACAACGUCGCGCCACUCUCAAACGAAGGGGAAACGGGUCCCCCGGGCCCCCCAGUUGAGGAAGCCAUGAAAGGAGUGGAAGCUACGCCUGAGGAACAAGAAAGGCUUGCGACAGGCAAUAACAAUGGUUCUCUCGACUGCAAGCUGCCCACGCCACAGCAGGCCGAGCCUCGCUCGGCAUUUCACUCGACACGAGUGUUCAUGCUUGUGUUUCUAUCAGGAUGGGUCGUGCAAGGGAUGUUUCUUACGUAUUUCGUGAGUGUGACGACAACCGUUGAAAAGUUAUUCAAAGUCGAGUCGAAGACCACAGGGACGCUGCUAGCAGCGACGGAGAUUGGGCAGAUAUGCACAGCUCUGUUCCUGACGUACUUGGCAGGACGUGGUCACCGGCCGCGCUGGAUAGCCUGCAUGAUGAUUGUGCUGGCGAUUGGUGUUGUGGGCAGUGUCAUGCCGCACGUAUUUUAUGGAACGCAGCUGCUCGAGGUGCACCAGGACACGCAUAGUGGCGGCGUCGGACCCGUCUGCAACUCCAAUAUAACAUCUUGCAACCCGUCCCAAAUGCAAGGAACGGCCACUCGUUCUUCCAUCACGGCAGUCGUCAUUCCUUGGUUAUUUGUCUGCCUGCUCAUCGUCGGCGUGGGACAGACGGGGAUCGCUACUCUAGGAAUUCCAUACGUUGAUGACAACGUUGGCAGCAAACAGUCGCCUCUUUACAUGGCUAUAACCAUUGGCAUCAGGGUCAUCGGACCUGCACUCGGUUUCCUUUUGGGAGCACUAUGCACUAGAGUAUAUGUGAACCCCCUCAUCGAUCCUGGCUUCGACUCCAGCGAUCCAAGAUGGGUUGGCGCUUGGUGGCUCGGUAUGGUUUUCAUAGCCGGAUUCAUCGUGAUCCUGUCGGCGCUGAUGUUCUUCUUUCCGCGACAGAUCAGACAAGAACCACUGCCGCUGCCGCCCAAGAAAAACAAAGAAAAGAGCGAACCUUUUCUGAAAGAUUUUUUCGCCACAAUAAAACGCCAGGUGACAAAUGACAUAUUAAUGUGGCGAACAGCGAGCUCAGUACUACACUUGAUGCCGGUCAGCGGCGUGUACAGUUUCCUGCCCAAAUAUCUAGAGAAGGAGUUUCGGCUGCCCACCCACGAUGCCAACCUUGUCACGGGCCUUGGUGGUAUUCUGGUGAUGGGCGUGGGCAUUAUCACGGCGGGCGUCGUGAUCCUCAAGCUGGUGCCUACUGCGCGACAGGUAGCCGCGUGGACGGCCGCCACCGCCGCUGUUUACAGCGCUGGCAUGGUGCUAUUAAUGUUUAUAAGCUGCCCAGAGGAAAGCUAUCGACUUAUAGGCGAGACAGGCCUGACGAACACUACAAUCCUCGAUUGCAGCGUCGACUGCCGCUGUGAUCUUGCGCCUUACUCGCCUGUUUGUGGUCAGGAUUCAUACACGUACCUAACGCCGUGCCAGGCGGGGUGUGCGAGCAGUAAGCAGCUGGACAACAGCACCUGGUUGUACUACAACUGCUCCUGCAUCGACGCCAAUAUGCACGGGGAGAAGGCCGUACAGAACAUCCAGCGCUAUAACUUGUUCAAUACGUCGAAGAGCCUCAUCUCGGAUGGGCAAGGCGUGGCAUUCAGCGGCACCUGCGGGGGAUCCUGUCAGCAGAUCUACGUCUUCGUGGCGCUCUUCGCCGCGAUCAUGUUCAUUCACUCCAGCGGGGAGGUCGGCGCAGUGCUGCUUAUUAUACGGUGCACUGACAAGCACGACAAAGCGAUGGCUAUGGGCGUGAUUCAAUUCGCGAUAGGUGUGUUCGGCAAUGUGCCGUGUCCGAUUAUAUUCGGCGCGGCCAUCGACGCGGCAUGUCGACUGCGCGACAUCGCCUGCAAGGAUCCAGGCGGAACCUGCGCCUCUUACGACAGUGACAGUUUGCGGCACUACUUUCUGGGUUUGUCUGCCGGGCUGAUGUUCCUGGCGUUCAUAAUGGACCUGCUGGUGUGGAGCAAGGCGGGCCGCAUCGACAUGAACCCCGGCGAGGCGCACGCCUGCGCCGCCGCACUGCCGCUGGCGCAUGCGCCCGACAAGCCGCCCUCCGACACGCAGCUCUGACGCUCUGACGCCUCCAGCAGUGGCACUUCUGAGCCCCCACAGUCCGCAAUAGUCGCGUGUUAAUAAAUAUAGCUACGAGAAGCGAUUGUCGAGCCUAAGCGACACGCGCUUCUGUAUUUAAUUAUUAUUGAUAGCAAUAAUCGCCUCUAUGAUCAUAAUAAUAAACACUAUAGUAUAAAGGUUUAGGUAAUUAACAAAAAGGAAAACAAACUUCAGCUGUCACUUGGUUAACCGACCAAAUGCAAUAUUUGGUAGAGAGUUUCAUACGUCGUAUUAUUGCUGUACUCUUUCAUUUGGUCGCAUUAGAUGUCAUAUUUUUAAUGGUUGGAUUUUAGGUUGUUUAUCGUAGGAACGUAAACAUCUUCAAUUAAAUAUUUUAUAUUUGGUACUAUUUUAAAUAGGUAGUUCGAAAUGUUGUAUUGUUGUGAAUUACUUUCUUGAUUGUAAUUUUACAAUAAGUAACCAGGUAAUGCCUCAUAAAAUA
This is a messenger RNA of Hyposmocoma kahamanoa, 2815 nucleotides long. RefSeq names its product solute carrier organic anion transporter family member 5A1-like. Gene Ontology annotation, biological process: transmembrane transport; sodium-independent organic anion transport. Bases 229 to 2331 code for a protein of 700 amino acids. The record is from RefSeq and is a predicted model, not a curated record. NCBI's taxonomy places the organism in Eukaryota, Metazoa, Arthropoda, Insecta, Lepidoptera, Cosmopterigidae. Gene Ontology annotation, cellular component: membrane. The transcript has 11 exons. Gene Ontology annotation, molecular function: protein binding.